CCUCGUCCGGACUUGGCGAGGACUUGGGAGGGACAGCGGCGCUGGGAGGUGGCUUAGCAGAGACUUUCCAGCAACUGCUGCCCAGGACUCUUUUUUUUUUUUUUUCUUUUUCCCAGGAGGCGGCGACGGCGGCGGCGGGGGGAGAGGAAGAGAAGGAAGCGUCUCCAGUUUGAGUCUAUGCAGCCCUUCGGCUCUCCGGGAGGAGCGUCCCUGCCCCGAUGAGCCCCCGCCGUGCGUCCCCGACUGUCCCCCGGCGGGAUUGGGCCACGGAGCACAGCGCCGACGAUCGCUGCUGCUUUGCCCGUGGGGGUAGGAUGUGGUGAAAGGAUGGGGCUUCUCCCUCCCGGGGCUCACAAUGGCCAGAGAAGACUCUGUGAAGUGCCUGCGCUGCCUGCUCUACGCGCUCAAUCUGCUCUUUUGGUUAAUGUCCAUCAGUGUGUUGGCAGUUUCUGCUUGGAUGAGGGACUACCUAAAUAAUGUUCUGACUUUAACUGCAGAAACAAGGGUAGAGGAGGCUGUCAUCUUGACUUACUUUCCUGUGGUUCAUCCGGUCAUGAUCGCUGUUUGCUGUUUCCUUAUCAUUGUGGGGAUGUUAGGAUACUGCGGAACAGUGAAAAGAAAUCUCUUGCUUCUUGCAUGGUACUUUGGAAGUUUACUUGUCAUUUUCUGUGUAGAGCUGGCUUGUGGUGUUUGGACAUAUGAGCAGGAAAUUAUGGUUCCAGUACAGUGGUCAGACAUGGUCACGUUGAAAGCCAGAAUGACAAAUUAUGGCUUACCUAGAUACCGGUGGCUUACUCAUGCUUGGAAUUUUUUUCAGAGAGAGUUUAAGUGCUGUGGAGUGGUGUAUUUCACCGACUGGUUGGAAAUGACAGAGAUGGACUGGCCCCCAGAUUCCUGUUGUGUUAGGGAAUUCCCAGGAUGUUCCAAACAGGCCCACCAGGAAGAUCUCAGUGACCUUUAUCAAGAGGGUUGCGGGAAGAAAAUGUAUUCCUUUUUGAGAGGAACCAAACAACUGCAAGUGCUAAGGUUUCUGGGAAUCUCCAUUGGAGUGACACAAAUCCUGGCCAUGAUUCUCACCAUUACUCUGCUCUGGGCUCUCUAUUAUGAUCGAAGGGAGCCUGGGACAGACCAAAUGAUGGCCUUGAAGAAUGAUACCACUCAACACCUGUCAUGUCGCUCAGUAGAACUGCUGAAACCAAGCCUGUCAAGGAUCUUUGAACACACCUCCAUGGCAAACAGCUUUAAUACACACUUUGAGAUGGAGGAAUUAUAGAGAAUGUCAAAGAGGGAAGCCACAAAUUUAUUUUAUUGGACUUGUGAAUUUUUGAGCACAUAGUUAUCUGUUUCAGAAAUGUGUGGAAAUAAAAAUGUUGCCAUAGAAGGAUAGCUAAACAUAUAAUUUUCUAUCCUUUAAAAUGAAGAGGGAAAAGAUCCAUAUUAUAAGACACCACCUAGACGAUAGUUGAUGCCCUUUGUAAUGCUGGGGAAAGAUCUAAUACUCACUUUAUAGCCUAUGUAAGAU
Molecule: messenger RNA, 1522 nt
Organism: Diceros bicornis minor
Lineage: Eukaryota; Metazoa; Chordata; Mammalia; Perissodactyla; Rhinocerotidae
Gene: TSPAN12
Product: tetraspanin 12
Exons: 8
Coding region: 356-1273 (305 amino acids)
Cellular component (GO): membrane
Source: RefSeq, a predicted model, not a curated record